AUGUUUAAAAACUACAAAGAUAUACGCGACGUUGUUUCCUUAUUGGUAUAUUGUCCAUACGAAAGAGCAUAUCUUCUGAGCAAAGAGUCAAAUGGAGAGUAUUGGAUACCGUCUUGCAAAACAGAUAAGAGCUGCUGGAAAGCCACGGCGCACAAGUUACAUUUUGAGUCUCUUUUUAAGAUAUUUGGCAUGGAUUCAUCAGCCCAGUGUCACCCACUACGAGUCUACAAGAUCUGGCUCCCUAACCACACCCUCACCUGUGUGUAUCAUGCUGUAUACAAAGUCGCUAUUAAAUCAGAUGUAAAGAAGAGGGUUAAGCACAGAGCGGGUAUAAGGAAUCGACUGCAAUGGUUCACAAUGGUGGAGCUAGAGAGGCUGCGAGCACACACCAAUCUUCGUAGUCCGGAGUUAGCGAUAUUCGCGCAAAUGGCCGUUGGGGAUGUAUUACCUAAGGACUUGGAUCCAGGAAUCCUAGUCGAGAUAUGUGAAGAUAAUGUACUAAUCGGUGUCGAAGUGGCGGCUGGAGCGGUAGCGCUCGCGUCUCCGCAUUGUCAGCUGCUCCAAGCUGCUAAUUAUAUGAAAGAAGAUCAAAUCCGCUUGUACACAGAGUUCAUUUUUCUAGUGUACCCAGCAUUAUACAUGAGCCCUUAUAUAUUUACACAGUUCAUGCAAGACUUGGGCUGGCAGAAAUCACAAUGUUCCAAUUUAUACAGGGCUGCAGACAUAUCGGGUCGAGGUGGACUAUCGUUUUUAGACUUGAUGUUGUGGACAGCUGCUUUAGAACCCUUCACUCAACAUAAUGGAUCACCAGCUGAACUUAGAUGCAGAUAUAUAUUCAGAUAUUUUGAUAGCAAUCGGGACCAGAAGCUAGAGUACCAAGAGUUUAAAGAGUUGAUGAGCGCCGCUCGCGCGGCUCGGGAACUGCCCGUAGACUCGCUCAGUGUUGCGAGGGAUACCGAUGUUUGUCUCCGGCAACUAGGCUUACAACCAAAUUCUCAAUUGCCGAUAGCCGAGUUUCUCCGAGCGGUCAGCGAAUUGCGCAUACGCGGCACGAGCGCCUUGCUACGGUCCCCGAAAAGCAUCGCUGGCUAUUUGAUAGACUUACACGAACGAGAUAGAGAGAUGGCUGCAGCAACUGCUUCUAAAAUAAUAAACGACCACGUUUCAAGUGUCCCGGAUGCUUCGUCCCACGCGGUCGAACUGAGUUCCAUAACAUCUGCCGCGCGGCGGAAGGAUUACUCCCUCGCCAACUGUGUGGUCAGGCUGCAGAGGAAGGCACCGCCUGAGAUGCAGCAGCUGACGAGUUUUGACGAUGAAACCGUGACUGGCUCCACAGCUCAGCUAAUUUCUACGUCUGUCAAUUCCAUGGACUUCCUUGGAGCAAAUUCUACCCCAGCGGAAGCGUUCGCGUCGAUCCAUUACUUCUCUUUACAUGUUGAUAAAACUUCACAUCGUCGAGUAUCUGGUGGAGGUUCCGUAACCGCUACCAAGUCCGCUUGGAGCUGGUUAUCACCAGACGAAGAGGCGGCCCUCGGCAGCCUUCUGCUGAAAAUGGCUGAGGCGGUGCGAGCCAUCUGCACGUAUGAGCCCAGGCUGUUGAAACUGGGCUCGCCUGUUUAUGCGAUCGGUGACUUACACGGCAACCUCCCAGCCCUCCUAACGAUGGAGUCGUCCCUCUGGCCCACGGGGACAGCGCUGGUCCCAGCCCGGCUCCUCUUCCUCGGGGACUAUGUGGACCGCGGGGCAUUUGGGACGGAACUGCUGGCGUAUCUCUUUGCUGCGAAGUUGCAGCGGCCCACCGGGGUCUAUUUGAUAAGGGGCAAUCAUGAAGUCAGGGAUAUUCAGAAGAUGUUCAGUUUUCAUACGGAGUGUUUGACAAAGUACGGCGAAGUAGAGGGCGCCAAGAUAUGGAGCGCGAUCAAUCAAGUGUUUGACGUGCUGCCGCUGGCCGCUGUCGUUGAUGAUAAAGUAUUUUGCUGUCACGGUGGUAUCCCCCCACCCUGGGUGUGUCCGCUCAUAUCAGCCAUAGACAAGGUGCCGGUGCCGCUGCCGAAGCCGGCGGAACAGAGCUCUAUAGCCUGGGAAUUACUGUGGAACGAUCCUAUAAGGAAUUCAAAGAUAACAGCGUCUCAAGCGCUGGAGCUGGCCGCGAACGAAGGCUUCGCGGCGAACAGCCGGCGCGGCACAGCGCACGUGUUCUCGAGCGGCGCGCUGCAGCGCUUCCUGCUCGCUAACCAGCUGUCGCACGUGCUGCGCGCGCACGAGCUGCACCAGAACGGGUUUAUGUGUCAAUUCAACGGGCGGCUAGUAUCGGUGUUCUCAUCGUCACAUUACUGUGGUGGGACCAACGACUCCGGCGUGGUGCUACUGGAGGACGGCAAGCUGCGGCUUAUUCGAGUUACCAAUGAAUUAUGA
Messenger RNA from Zerene cesonia (dogface butterfly), 2415 nucleotides. RefSeq lists its product as uncharacterized. The coding region runs from base 1 to 2415 and encodes 804 amino acids. NCBI's taxonomy places the organism in Eukaryota, Metazoa, Arthropoda, Insecta, Lepidoptera, Pieridae. The transcript has 17 exons. Gene Ontology annotation, molecular function: protein serine/threonine phosphatase activity; calcium ion binding. The record is from RefSeq and is a predicted model, not a curated record. Gene Ontology annotation, cellular component: cytoplasm; nucleus.